Messenger RNA from Trichoderma asperellum CBS 433.97, 909 nucleotides. RefSeq lists its product as uncharacterized. NCBI's taxonomy places the organism in Eukaryota, Fungi, Ascomycota, Sordariomycetes, Hypocreales, Hypocreaceae. The record is from RefSeq and is a predicted model, not a curated record. Gene Ontology annotation, cellular component: nucleus.
AUGUCUCGCGCGUUGCUUAUAACAGGGGCAACCGGAAAGCAAGGCGGCGGCGUCAUCAAAGCUUUGCUUGCUAGGAAUGCCGAUUUUAAAAUUUUAGCCGUCACAAGGGAUGUCACCUCACCAUCAGCAAAGAGGCUGGCCGCUGCAUCUCCAAACAUCACACUUGUUCAAGGAAAUCUAGACAAUACAGAGUCAAUAUUCCAAAAUGCUAAGAAAGCAAUCCGGGAGCCCGUCUGGGGAGUUUUUAGCGUUCAGCUACCAGCCAUGAACAAAACGGGUCCAAUCGUGGAAGAGGCGCAAGGCAAGGCUCUAGUUGAUUCGGCUAUCAAGCAUGGCGUGAAACACUUUGUCUACUCAUCUGUAGAUCGCAAUGGAGCCAAGUCACUUGAUAACCCCACCAACAUCCCUCAUUUUGUCAGCAAGCAUCACAUUGAGCACCACCUCAUCAACAGUGCCAAGGAUAAAAUGUCUUGGACGAUUCUCAGACCCGUGGCGUUUAUGGAAAACUUUGCAUCCGGGUUCGUCGGCAAGAUUUUUGCUACUGCUUGGAGAGAUGUAGUAAAGUCUCGCCCGUUACAGCUAAUUUCAACAGACGACAUUGGUACAUUUGCAGCUUUGUCGUUUAUGCAGCCGCAUCAAUUCUCAGGGAAGGACAUAUCGCUAGCUGGGGAUGAACUGUCAUAUGCCCAAGUAGAGGAGAUCUUCCGUAAGAAGACGGGGUUUCCACCGCCUACUACAUUCACAUUCAUGGCCCGUCUCGUUUUGAGAUUGUCGGAGGAAAUGGGGACUAUGUUUAACUUCUUUGAGAAAGAAGGGUAUGGUGCUGAUAUCCAAUCACUAAAGGAGAUUAACCCUGAUCUCAAGGAUUUAAGUCAGUGGUUGGCUAGCAGCUCACUAGCCAAGCCAUAA